Molecule: messenger RNA, 2197 nt
Organism: Gymnodraco acuticeps
Lineage: Eukaryota; Metazoa; Chordata; Actinopteri; Perciformes; Bathydraconidae
Gene: slc25a42
Product: solute carrier family 25 member 42
Exons: 8
Biological process (GO): transmembrane transport
Source: RefSeq, a predicted model, not a curated record
UCCUUAUCCAGCCUCACUGUGGCUAACGUUAACCUCCUCGGGUCGUUGACAGCAGUAGUAAGGGCAUAAAUAAGACAGCCACUCACUUAAAGUCACUGCAGACCUGAGGGUUAUGAGAAACGUGUCGUUACACCAGGAGACAUUUUUAGAAAGACACUUAAUAUUUCCACAGCUGUGUCGACGAGAUAACAUUAACGUUGUUUCAGUGAGCUAACAGCUAGCUAACUUGCUAACGCGUUCGCUAACUUGGAAAAAGCUUUCGAAAAACCUGCUAGAAACUCGAAACAACGCACCAAGUGAAGGAUAUAAAUGUAUCAGACAUAUUCGUGAUGGUGUUUAAGCAGUUGAAUUCAUGAGCAGGUUCAGUGACAGCAGUGCGUAGUCCUCCGGGAUGGGGAGUGGAGUCCAGGAGCAACGGGCCUCACUACAGGGAGAAGUGCUGCCAAACAUCCACCCCAAAACAAAGGACCUGCAGCAGACGCGCUCCAUCCUCAACUCCAUCUUCUCUGGAGCUUUAGCGGGCGCUGUGGCCAAGACAGCUGUCGCCCCAUUGGACAGAACCAAAAUCAUCUUCCAAGUGUCUUCAGAUAGAUUCUCUGGUAAGGAGGCCUACAGGUUGAUCUACCGCACCUACCUGAAGAAUGGCUUCUUCAGCCUGUGGAGGGGGAACUCUGCCACCAUGGUGCGAGUCAUCCCGUACGCUGCCAUCCAGUUCUGUGCGCACGAGCAGUACACGAGGAUGCUGGGAGGCUACUACGGCUUUCAGGGGAAAGUCCUGCCUCCAAUCCCGAGGUUCCUGGCCGGGGCUGUGGCUGGUUUCACGGCAGUCAUGCUGACCUAUCCUCUGGACAUGGUGCGAGCUAGGAUGGCUGUAACGCCGAAAGAAAUGUACAGUAACAUCCUGCACGUGUUUGUGCGGAUAUCCCGAGAUGAGGGCCUGAAGACGUUGUACCGCGGCUUUGCUCCCACCAUGCUGGGAGUUAUUCCCUACGCUGGACUCAGCUUCUUUACCUAUGACACACUGAAGAAACUACACUCAGGUAAUAGCCACACCGGGCGCCCAGAUCCCUACUCGUAUGAACGGAUGGCGUUUGGAGCCUGCGCAGGACUUAUCAGCCAGUCGGCCUCUUACCCUCUGGAUGUGGUGCGGCGGCGCAUGCAGACUGCGGGAGUCACGGGUCACACGUACGGCACCAUCCUGGGCACCAUGAAGGAGAUUGUGGUCGAGGAAGGGAUAAUCCGCGGACUCUAACAAGGUCUCAGUAUGAACUGGGUCAAAGGGCCCCUCGCCGUGGGGAUCAGCUUCACCACCUUUGACCAUACCCAGAUUGUCCUGAAGAAGCUGCAUGAGAUGGGCUACACGGGUCGAUAGUAGCGAUACAGAGGGGGGGUGGGGGGGGAAAUUGCUGGAUGACGUGUUCCCAGUUGAACCAUCUGGAGAGAAGGGAAGUUAGAGAGUGACCAUGGUGUACACACACUGGCUCAGAAUGCCUUAUAUUAAUGUAUUCUCUCACGUUAUCGGUGUGCAGCAGAGGAUGUAAGUGUGUGUGGUCUGUGGGAGGAUACACACUGUUGUCAUGGACAGCGAAGUGCAAUAUGUGCAGUGAUUUUCUGUGCGUUUGUGUGAACACAUGAUUCAUAACGCUCCUGCCCCGGUGGACCAGUCAAUCUGAAAGUUCACACACACACACACACACACACACACACACACACACACACACACACACACACACACACACACACACACACUGGGGUCUCCCAACUGCCUUCGGUGUCUGCUUAAAACUGACACCUUUGAAACGCAGAUUUAAACUUAUUUAUUUUCUAACUUUUCAAGCUGCGUUUGAUAACAGUCAAAUAAGCCCCCUUGAGAUUUUUUUUGUGAGUGCAUUUGUUUUAAGGAAUGAUACCAAAGGAUAGUAUAUAAGAUAGUUAUAGUAGAUUAUAUGAUGUUAGUGGUGUAUUUUUAAGCACAAAAGUUGUCAUAGUACAACUGGAAGAGCAACAAUCAUGCCAUUGUUGCUGCCGUCAUAUGCUCAGUUUUUGUUUGAGUUGCAUUUAUCUACAAGUGGAGCCCGCUAAAGAUUGACAUUAUACUCACCAGUGACAACAGAUAUGAAGUAUAAAGAGUGCCCAUGUGAUUUUGUUUGUUUGCACUGUGACCUAUGAUGGGCUUUUUAAAAGAUUGUGAUUGAAA